Molecule: messenger RNA, 1413 nt
Organism: Nothobranchius furzeri (turquoise killifish)
Lineage: Eukaryota; Metazoa; Chordata; Actinopteri; Cyprinodontiformes; Nothobranchiidae
Source: RefSeq, a predicted model, not a curated record
GCUCAUUAGCAGAUGAGGCUUCUUUUACAAAGAUCUUUAACUUUUGUAAACUCUUUUCUCUUAGUUCACACUGCCAAAAAGGAUGUUGUGUUCCUCCUUGAUGGUUCAGAUGGCACAAGGAAUGGCUUCCCUGCCAUGCGUGAUUUUAUUGAAAGAGUGGUGGAGAAACUCGAUGUGGACCACAACAGAGAUCGUGUGGCCGUUGUUCAGUUCAGCAGAGACGCUGAGGUCCAUUUUAAUCUGAAUGCACAUAGAACAAGGGAGGACAUUGUGGAUGCAGUGAGAAGACUACAGCACAGAGGAGGAAGACCCCUGAACACGGGGGCAGCCCUCCAAUAUGUCAGGGACAAUGUGUUGACAAACUCCUCAGGGAGUAGGCACCAUCAGGGUGUUCCACAGACGCUGGUCCUGAUAACAGGGGGAAGGUCUUUUGACAAUGUAGAUGCCCCGGCCAAUGCUCUCAAACAGCAGGGUGUCUUUGUGAUUGGCAUUGGAACCAGGACAUCUGACAGUAGAGAGCUGCAGAGGUUAUCUUAUGAGCCUAGAUACGCUCUCGCAGUGUCCGAGUUCACUGACUUGCCCAGUGUCCAAGAACAGCUCUCUUCAGUAAUGAGCACGGUUCAACUGAGGCCUACUACACCUUUGACCACAGUAGUGACUGUGGUGAGACAACCAGCUGGAAAGGAUUUGGUCUUCUUGCUUGAUGGAUCUGAUGGCACUAGAACUGGCUUCACAGCUUUGAGAGACUUUGUGCAGAGAGUAGUAGAGACACUCUAUGUGGAUGAAAACAAAGACCGUGUCUCAGUGGUUCAGUACAGCAGAGAUCCAUCUGUCCAGUUCUAUUUUAACACGUACACAACCAAAAGCGAGAUGCUUGAAGCUGUCAGAGGUAUGAGGCACAAAGGAGGAAGACCUCUCAAUACUGGAGCAGCUCUCCAGUACUUGAAGGAUAAUGUCUUCACUGCCUCUGCCGGAAGCAGACACCUGGAAGGAGCUCAACAGGUGCUAAUAUUGCUAAGUGGUGGAAGAUCCUUUGACAGUGUGGACGAACCAGCCACUGCUCUCAAACAGAUGGGUGUUUUGAUCUUUGCAAUUGGAAGUAGAGGCUCUGACAUUAGAGAACUGCAGAAAGUGUCCAGCGAACCCAGUUACGCUGUAUCUGUGCCCGAGCUAACUGACCUUCAGAGUGUUCAACAGCAGCUUCUGACCUUCGUAGACGCUGUGGUUACUGACACCACAGCAGAAUCUUCCCAUGUACCUGGUAUGUUGUGAAGCGUAGUGUCUUGAUGGACCAAAUAGCUGCAUGUUUUGUUUUAAUUGUGACAAGAAAGAAAACAAGGUCUUAUGCAAACUUACUUCUCUGUGAGCCUUUUAUGACAACUGAUGGUGGGGUUUCCAUCUGCUUACUUGCAA